AGAAAAAUGUAGGGGCUCUCUCGUCGUUGAGCUGAGAGUAGAGACUCUCUCUCUCGAUCAAGAGAGAAAGAGAGAGAGGGAGAGGGGUCUCUCGCUGAGAGGAGAGUAGAGUUCGCAAAGACAAAAGGAGAGGGAGAAACUGAGAAAAAUUAGAGAGGUUUCGAGAGAGGGCAAACAAAGUGAGAGUUCGAGUUUAAGAUCAAGAGAGAAAUAGAAGGAGAGAUCGAGAUAUAUGGGGUUAAACAAGAAGAGGAUUUUGCCCAUUCUGUUCUAAUUAUUGAACGCGUCAGUCAUUUGCUACUGUUUCCGGUGGGAUCUCUACCAUCAUUCGAACUAUAGUAGACUAUUGCCAACUUAAUAAUCAUAGUAUUUGCAUUGCCGUUAAAUCAGAACCUCUGCAUCAGCCUAGAUCAAUCAAAGUCUCACAGCAUCGUCAAAUUGUUUGAAGGCUACAAGAGUAUCUGACCGCCGUAGUCUGCAACUCACGUUCGCUCCUCAGAUCUCUUCGCCUACUUCCAUUUACGGUUCAAGAUGCGUGAGAUUUUGCACAUCCAAGGAGGCCAGUGCGGCAACCAAAUCGGUGCCAAGUUCUGGGAAGUUGUGUGCGCCGAACAUGGGAUCGACGCUACUGGAAGGUAUCAGGGGGACUCUGAUCUACAGCUUGAGAGGGUGAAUGUCUACUACAACGAAGCAAGCUGUGGUCGAUUCGUUCCUCGAGCGGUUCUUAUGGAUCUGGAACCAGGGACAAUGGACAGUGUUAGAUCUGGCCCUUACGGUCAGAUCUUUCGCCCUGAUAACUUCGUCUUUGGACAGUCCGGUGCCGGAAAUAACUGGGCCAAGGGGCAUUACACCGAAGGAGCCGAACUCAUCGAUUCUGUUCUUGAUGUUGUGAGAAAAGAGGCAGAGAACUGUGAUUGCCUGCAAGGAUUUCAAGUCUGUCACUCGUUGGGAGGUGGAACUGGAUCAGGAAUGGGAACACUACUCAUUUCUAAAAUCAGGGAGGAGUACCCCGACAGGAUGAUGCUUACAUUCUCCGUCUUCCCGUCCCCGAAGGUUUCUGAUACGGUCGUUGAACCUUACAACGCUACCCUCUCUGUUCACCAGCUUGUUGAGAAUGCGGAUGAAUGUAUGGUUUUGGAUAAUGAAGCUCUCUAUGACAUCUGCUUCCGGACCCUCAAGCUCACUACUCCCAGCUUUGGUGAUCUGAAUCACCUGAUUUCUGCAACCAUGAGUGGGGUCACUUGCUGCUUACGGUUCCCUGGUCAACUGAAUUCUGAUCUUCGCAAACUUGCUGUCAAUCUCAUCCCCUUCCCUCGUCUUCACUUCUUCAUGGUUGGUUUUGCUCCGCUCACAUCUCGUGGGUCACAGCAGUACCGUGCCCUUACCGUUCCUGAGCUCACGCAGCAGAUGUGGGAUGCCAAGAACAUGAUGUGUGCUGCUGAUCCACGCCAUGGCCGGUACCUCACUGCUUCUGCCAUGUUCCGAGGUAAAAUGAGCACAAAGGAAGUCGACGAACAGAUGAUCAAUGUUCAGAACAAGAAUUCAUCUUACUUCGUGGAGUGGAUCCCCAACAAUGUGAAGUCCACAGUGUGUGACAUCCCUCCAACGGGAUUGAAGAUGGCAUCCACUUUCAUUGGUAACUCCACAUCAAUUCAGGAGAUGUUCAGGAGGGUAAGCGAGCAGUUCACAGCUAUGUUCCGCAGGAAGGCUUUCUUGCAUUGGUACACCGGAGAGGGUAUGGACGAAAUGGAGUUCACAGAAGCUGAGAGCAACAUGAACGAUCUGGUGUCUGAGUAUCAACAGUAUCAGGAUGCGACAGCAGACGAGGAGGGAGAAUACGAAGACGAAGAAGAGGACCUUCAGGAAGCUUAAAAUCGAUACAGAGGAUGGUGUUGGUUGUUAUAUGAGUAGAUAUGGAUGUAGCUUCCUUCGCUUGCAUCAUUAAGUUGUUUGCCUUUAUUGCUUUGUUAAUUUUUUCUUGAAUAUUUUUGAUGUGGGGGGAUUGGUCUGCUGCUGCAAUAUCCUAUUGCUUUGUCAUAGGAGUGUACUUCUAUCGUUGUUAUUGUUUCUAAACUUUCACCGGUUUGCUUUGUUUUA
Messenger RNA from Nelumbo nucifera (sacred lotus), 2097 nucleotides. RefSeq names its product tubulin beta-2 chain. Gene Ontology annotation, biological process: microtubule-based process. Gene Ontology annotation, cellular component: microtubule. The record is from RefSeq and is a predicted model, not a curated record. Gene Ontology annotation, molecular function: structural constituent of cytoskeleton; GTP binding; GTPase activity. NCBI's taxonomy places the organism in Eukaryota, Viridiplantae, Streptophyta, Magnoliopsida, Proteales, Nelumbonaceae.